AAAAAUACCGAUCGAGCUCAAGCAGCGAAUCAAGAUUGAAAAAUAAAGAUAUAUUCCGCGAAAGAAUUUCUCUCGAGAAUUUCAUGAAUAUUCCCGCAAUUUCGUUCGCGAAACUGCAGUCGUGUAUCGCCAAGUUUAUUUCAAGUUUUAGCUAAAACACGCCACGUAACUUUCCCGUUGAUAAAAAUAAUUGCACCAGUUUGCAAAAAUCGCGAGGAAACCGCACGGUUGUUACGCAACAAUGAAAGUUCAGACACAUAUUUCGUAUCCUUUGGCCUGUGCAGGAUAUCGAAAAAAUGUUUCUAGCCGCUGGAAGAAACUCGAUUAACAAGAAAUUCGCGCGCAAGAAAAAGGAAUUGUGCAGGGUGGAUAAGCAGAUUACUCGUUUUUAAUCCGACCUGGGUAGAACCGGCGAUUACGCGUGUAACGGGUGACGGAGAUAUGAAAUCGAAACCAGUACCCUAAUUAGAGAACAUAGCGGCUUAGAACGUGACUCGCAUACACGGUGUACCGAAAGUGGUUCUCCUCGAAAUAUCGUUCCAUUAACACAGUGAAACUGUUUAUGGACGAUCUAAUCAACCCGAGUUUCACUCCAUAGAGAUGUUUUUCUUCUAGCGAUAUCUCCGUUUAACGUCGACAAACGAUUUUCACGAAACGGUGCGUUCGUGGCGUACGAGAUUUCUGGAGCAAAGCUGCACGAAGGCUACUCUUUAUUUACAUCGAGAUGCUGAGGACAGAAGAAUAGCAAAUUCUCCAAAAGACCUAAACCUUAUUAUUUGAAAUUCCCAAAUUCCAGAGUAGCUCAGAGAACGUCAGGAAGAGAGAUCUCCGCAUUUUCACGGAUAUAAAGUGUAGCGGACGGUGGCUACCGAUGGAAGUCUAAUUUAUACGGGACUGUACACUAAACACGUAACAAAAGGCGUUGCACGCGUGCUGCACAAACGUAUCGCUCCGGUUCGCGCGAUUCCACAAUGAGUUGCAGGUCAGACUUUUUUCCCCUCUCUUUCUUCCACCGUGUUCGUCUAUGUCUUUCGAAGCGGGAGCGAGUUUCACCGAUCGAUAUCGUGCACUCGUACCGAAUCCAGAACUUUAAUUGUUCGAAUUCGAACGAUUUUGAGCGAUCUGGCUUUCUCGUUGAUCGAGGUCAAUUCGGUCGACGGUAAUUCGCACGUGCGAUUGCACCGAAAGGAAAGUGCACCGCGAGAAAAAUUGCUGCGCGAGUUUGAAAGUCAAACUCGGGGACUGUCAUCGUGAAACGACAGAUUCUGGUGACAUGUUUUACAAGACUUUUCGUUUUCAUAUUGAAGAGAACAAUCGAACACAUGCUGGAGCUGUGUUCUGGAAAAUGGCAAUGACUCCUAGCGAUGAUUGGAGCAGAAAAUUGGAUAAGUACAUCUGACAGCACUCGAUUCAUUAUUUUAAUAUCGUUAGCAUCGAUGCAAAAAAUAAGGGCAUCUUAACACCUUCAUUAAAGUUCAUGUAUUUUCGAUAAUCUUGACGCAAGAAAAUCGAACAUCGAAAGGUUGAAUUCCUAAGGACUUUUUACGAUGCAACAAAGAACCGUACAAAUGACAGUGUGACAGAGACUUGAAUGCCCGGCUCGAAGCAACCUAAUUCGCGGGCGGCCGAGUCGAUUAUAAACAGAAUGCGUCACGCGAUCGAUUAUAAAUAUUGAUGAAGAAGGUCAGGGGAGUUUCUCCGGCAACGAUCAUCGAACGAAUCUUAAUCGAGUGUGAUACCAGAGGAAAAAAUGUGUUAUCUUAGUCGAAGGAAAUGAAUUUCCCUCGUCAGAAGGAAUUCAUACGGCCCUGGAUGUGCGCGUACAGCCAAGCGUGCAUUGGCACACCCGCUAUCGAUCAGUCGCGUGUUAGUCCAUCGUGACAUGGAGGAUCUCCUGCUGCAGAUCGUCCGAGAAUCGAAUAAUGCAAAGCUACAAAAUUUACGGAAAUCAGCGCAGGAUGCGUAUGAUUUCUUGGAAAAGCAGCAAGGGUUGCUACGCGAUCCACCCCACGAGCUGCGAGCAAAAUGCCUGCACACCUUUCAGCUAGCACUAGAAACGAAGAGGAGCAAAUUCGUCGCGUUCGGCCUGUCGGGAUUACAUAAAAUGUUAAGAGACGAUAGAUUCCAAUCGCCCUACGAGCCAGAAGAUGAUUCCCUCUGGUUACCCGCGCAAAUGUUGCACGCUAUGGGUUCCAUAUUGUCUCAGUCGGACGAUACUCAGACGGAUAUGCUUAAAGUUUUAUUGCAAGUUGCUUGCUCUUCUUAUUGGACGAUGAACGGACGUUUAAUAAUUGCCAUUCUCACUACCUGCUGCGAGGCUUUCGAAAACGGGAAUCAAGCCGUAAGGACGGCAGCUCAGGCUGCUACCAGCCAGACGCUGCGUUCUUUUUGUUUAUUUUUAGACGAGGAGUGCCAAGAAAUGGAUGAAAACGCGAAGAAGAAUAAAAACGUAUGGGAGAGGGGUGUCUCCUGUUUCAACGAGGCUCUGCCGAUACUUCAAUACAUUUGCAGCAAACUGGACGAAGCUCAAAAAAAAUCAUGUUCCAGUAACGGGAGAAACGGCAACACGGUGGUGUUCCUGCUCGAGUGUCUUCACACGUUGAUCUCUUCCCUCCCGCAGAAGAUACACACGAACGCACAUUUUACUACAUUUCUGUGGCAAAAGUUCUGCCCUGCUCUGAUAGCUUUCCUAGGAACGCCGAGGGUGGACAAAACCUUCACUUCCAGGGAGGGAAAAGAGACCGAGCUUGGGAGAGGCUCUGGAUAUUUGGCUACAUCUUUAAGUUUCGACAGCCAUCAAGCAAAGACCGUAUACAGUAUUGGAACCGAACUGGUUCGAUUGGUGGGUUGCGUGGGUUCUCUGAGACCAGUCCUCGAAUCGGUAUUCCAUAGAAUGUUACUCUAUCCACCGCCGCAGCAACGUUUAGAGCCCUUGAAGGCUCUGAAGGAACUUCUUCGUAGCCCCAGUCGAAUGGUGGACUUUGCUGGUCCGUUAUUGGUAGAGGAGGACAGAUCUAGUCACAUUCAAAGCGACAUGGCACUCAUGAGACUAGCGAUGGACUCGAUCGAGGAAUCCACGACCGGUGGUUUGAGUAUAUUGCACGCUAGCGUUUCUUGCGUUGUCGCAAUGCUCUCCGCUCUUCAGGAACUGUGCGAGGGGAAGGCUAUAAAUCACACCUACACGUGCACGAUCAAUAGUCUAUACGAAGAUCUGGAAUCUUGCGAUUAUAGAGGACCUCUGACCUACCAAAGCAUGGCGCGGUUGCCAAAAACCUAUAGAGAACAAUUGGAGUUGUUGAAGAAGGGAAUAGGCUCUGAUUCCGAGUCCUCGGGGCACGGACCUUCCGAAGAUGGUGACUCGACCGAUACCGAAGGUCCUCAGAACGAAUCGGACGAGGUUCAAGAAGAGAACAGUUUAGAAGACAACGAUUACGAGAUCGAAAACGAAAGGGAAAGACUGAGAUUAGAAAAAUUGCCUAAAUGCCUUCACGUGGGCCGACAAGUGGCCGACGAAUGCAACGUAGACGUGGAACGACACAAUGCCAGGAAAUUUGUUAAAACCCUAAGAAGCGACCUGAUUCCCAUGGUAUUGAGUCUCAGAAGCAAUAUAGAGGUUGAUGACGCCUUGCAGAAUUUUGCUUCUGAAUACUGUCAAGGAGUGUUCGCGGCUCAGCAGAAGAUUCAAGAGCAAACGGAUACCAGCACAGACUCGUGUGCCUUGAUCACGAUCAUGAAUGCCGACGGGAUCUAUUUAGCUACGUACGCGGCUCUGCUUCUCAAUCUGAAGUUGAUUAGAAUCAAUUACUACAACGAAGAGAGCCGUCAAGUUCCCAUCAGUGAGGAACAGUUUGUGGAAGAGGUACACGGAUCCGGUGUCCUAGUGUAUCUAUCCGCAACGUGGUUGUCCGAAUUAUACCAGCAAGUGUUAGCCUGCAAUUUGCUCGAGAAAUGUGGUUACAAUCCACAUUACACGGAAAACAGCGCCUUAAUCAAUGUACUUACUGACGUCGAUGAAAUUCCUGGCAGCCACAGAGGUGGACAGCUGUUGUCCGACUACAUAAGGCUGGAAAAAGCUCAGUUGUCUAGAACGGAGCCUACACCGGAAGCCGAAGCAGGCGCGAAGCUUUCCAGAAGAGUGUUAACGUGUUGUUGGGGAAGCAUGAUGACUGUUCUAACGAUAGGAUUGAAUCCACCGAAAGAAGAGAACAAUAAAGGAAUUCUGAGCAGGGACGGUGGUAGGAGAGGUAUCAGGGACACUGUUGUGCUAUCUCUGGAGGGUCUUCACAAGGCUGCAGCUUUGAGCAACAUACUUGGUUUGCAAAGUCGUUGCGGUUCCAUCUUCGCUCUUUUAGCGAAGGCUGCCUGCACGGAGCAAUCGAUAUCGAAAAUUACGAGAACAAAAGACGUUCUACGUCUGAAGUUGCAAAACAGGGCAACCAAUAUCCAUACUUCCCACGCGUUAAGCAUGGACGUACUUUUAGGGAAGGGUUUGGAACUUGGCAGUCACGGAAGCGACUGUUGGCCGCAUGUUUUCACGUGCUGUUUGUACGUGAGUAAACUAGAGCACGAUUUCUUCGGAAGAAACCAAAAUCCAUCGUUGCCUAAAACUCAGCAGAAAAAAGAGAAAAAGGAUAAAGACUCCAGUAGCGAUCCCAAAGGAAGCCAGGAUCGUCUGAGGCAUAAUUUCAGCAUCGUAGACGAGGAAGAGGCCUGGGUCGAUGUCUAUAGCUUUUUAUCCAGUCGUUACACCCAAAAUCCCAGUUCGGACACGAUCCCCGAAAUCAUUCAGGAAUCAAACGCGGACAGUCAAUUCAACGGGAUACUCCCCGCGGAUUACGCAGCCAAAAUCGUCUGCGUCUUAUCUCAACAAGUAGACAGAUUAUUUGAGAACGCAGCCUUGACACUGAACCUCCGAGCACUCUGCUUAUUCCUCACCGCUCUGUGCAAAGCUAGCAAAGCCCAAUUGUUUAAAACAACCGACGGUUCUAAAGAUAAUAAGAGAUUCUGGUGGAGGAGAAGCAAACCCAGAGAGAACGAAAUGAACGUGUUACUGUUGGCUCGCUUGGGAGAAGUAAUGCUGAAGUGCGUGAAGAGUGGACGUCCUCUGAUUCACAUAAUGAGGGUUUGGAGCAUCCUAGGACCGCAUUUCAUGGAGGCAGCUUGCCACAAGGAUCGCGGUAUCUCUAAGAAGGCAGUUCAAUGCAUUCACGAUAGCAUGUCAACUUUGUUAUACGAGCUGAUGGAAUUGCCGCACUUUCAUUUUAACGAAGCACUCUUCAAGCCUUUCGAGAACCUAUUGUGCCUAGAACUGUGUGACAGUGAUGUACAGGAUCAGAUCGUGAGCUGCAUCUGCGAGUUCGUCGAAACUAACGGAACCGAGAUUCGAUCAGGCUGGCGUCCUCUAUUCGGCGCGCUGCGCGUAGCAUCGGUCGGUAAUUCAGAUUCCGUCGAGUCUGCGCCGUUGCUGGAGGUUUUCAGGGUCUUUCUAUCCAUGGACAACACACUGGUGUUCGCCAACGCGGCGCUAGAUUGCAUUCUCUGUUUGCUGAGGCACGUGCGAGGCAUCGGUGACGCCGAUGGUCAUCAGGAUGAUCAGGAUCCACUUGACGUAGCCGAGUCCAGAAGAAUGAGGCUCUGCGUCGAAAGUCUCAAGUAUUUGCUGAGCUGCAGCGACAUCCUCGCGUCGAUGUACGGCAUGCCAGCCUGUCCGAUCUUCCACUCGGCCCAGAGGAUCCAGGUUUCCACCAUUCCCCAAUACGUCGAUCCCACGAUACCCAACUCGGAGCUGAUACGAUUCGACAAGCACGCUGAAUCCAUGCAGGAAACUAUCCCUGAAAGGCCCCACGAUGUGCUGAUGGACAACGUCCACACGAUCACCACGUUACAGAGCAUGGAUAAACCCAGUGGCAUCCUGAGGGUUUGGUACAUACUGAUCGAGGGUCUGGCUAGUGCUACCAUGAUAUGUCCGAAACGCUAUCAGCCUCAUACUCUGGAGACCUUGUUCCAUCUGCUACGGGACACGCUUAAUAUUCCUGGCCCAGCUUUUGGGUUGUACUGCGUAAACCAUCUGUUGCUUCCUAUGGUUCAGAACUGGCUGAGGAAAACGUCGAAGAUCUUUAGAGGAUGGGACAACUUUGCGCCGAAUUUUAAACAAUGCUGCGGUCUUACGACUGAUUUGGUCGUCGACUACUUGGCUCAUCUGCAAGGUCCAGAAGUCGUUCGAAACGAUUCCUAUCUGCCAGCCACGACGUUGAUGUUGAAGCAAUUGUUACUGGUGAUGGCGGAAUGCGUCGUACAACCUACCGAGAGCAUAGCGCGUUUGGGCUGCGCGUGUAUUAGACACGUUCUCGUGAGCAGCGGUCCUCUUCUCACUCCAGAACAAUGGGAGGUGUGCGGUGUCGCCUGUUACCGCGCCUGUUCAAAUUCGCUGCAAGAAUUACACCAGUUGACCAUGGCUUUCUCGCCAAGAUCGGAAUCCUUUUACGGUGACAUUGCUCAGGUCAAGGUUGCGGCUCGAAGAGACGCUACCCCCGAAGAGACCGAACGUCUGCGACAACUGGCUGCCCAGGUGUUCCUCUUGGAGGAACAGCGUACGGAGGAUCCAUCGAGAAGACCCGACGACAGGUCCUACGUUUUCCUUCUGUAUCCACCCUCGGUGGCCACCACUCUCAAUCCUGACCUUUAUAUCGUUAGGGUACAACUCAGGGCUUUGGUGGUUGGUCUUUUGGUUCAUCAGAUGCUCCUCCAUUGUAUCGCCAGUAUUCUAUUGCAGGGACCUGACUCGUCUUUUCCCAGUUUGUCCAACAUCAUCCCUCAUUCCGCUGCAUCGACGUCACCAAAGGCCUCCGUUUCCGGGUGUCUCUCGUAUUUAUCCACCCACCACGUAGACACCUUCCUAUCGGCACUAGAUCUCUCUUACGCAGCCGCUUUGAAGUUCGACUGUCGGCCAGGACUGAAAUUUUUGGUCCAGAAAGUGACCAACCUCCAACAGCCAGCGAAUCUCUAUCGCCAAGCAGGAGCAGCGUGGACCAUCAAGAUGGUAACCUUGUUCGAGCUGUGUCUUCGAGAAAUAGAGAACACCAAGGCUACUUUGGACACCGUGAAGUCUGUGCUGAUGUCGAGCCCGGAAGAUAAAGAAUGUCCGAAGAGUUCUGCUUUCCGUAAGCUGACGAAGUAUCUGAGGCAACUUCGCAACACUUUCGAGGAACUCUGCGAGAGCUACGUAGAGGUGGUUCUGGACGAGGAUGGCAAGCACACCAGAGUGGACAGCUUCUCAGAGAGAAAGAUUUUCUUGUUGGUGGCUCAACCGGACGAUUACCCGGAGAUCACGAGCAAGGAGGCGAUUAACAGCAGAGUUCUCGCAACGUCGCCUCCGGUGGAACCACCCACGGAAACUCUGGGGAACCAGGUGGAUUCAGAGGAUCAAGAAGAUAUCGAGCAUUACAGUCCGAAUUUGGACGACGAGAGCGGACUGGAAGAACUUGGACCCGAGUGCGAAGAAGACCCGAGACCGUUCAGGCUGUCAGACUUAGCGGUGGAGUACUCUACCGACUCUGGGCCCGAGUCUGAGCCGGAGACCGACGAUUCCAGGCCAGCCUCCAGGCUAGGAUCGAUCACGGAGAAGGCUGUGUACCCCGACAGGUCCGGUGGAACCUCCAGCGAAGGUUACAUCGACGGAAAAUUCAGUUCUGCGACCCCCGCACCGGCGACGCUGAUCAACAAUCGAGAUUGUUUGUACUACAAACUGGGUCCCUUGAGGAGAACCGAAUCUGUGGACUCUUUCGGUACCUCUCUGCUGGAGACCAAAACGGCGAUCUACGACGAACUGUCCAGAUACCAGAGGCUGAGAUUACAGAGAAGAAGAAGCGACGCUUGCUUGCUUUCUCGAAGAAGCGCCUCGAGAUUCAUCGAACGCGAGUUCGACGACCCUGACAGAUUCACCAGGUUCAGUUUGGACAACUUCAGGUGUAAGUCGGUGAUCGAGUUGAGGAAGACCGGCGGAUCGACGGUGUCCAGCUCGUCCAACGAUCUCGAGAUGUCUCCUCGGGUGAAAAGCGAACAGAAACAGGAGGCGAAGAUUAUCGAUAACAUCGACGAAUUGUUGCGGGAUUACGAACGUAGCAAAAGAGGGUUCAGAACGAAUCCAUUCUUGAAGGACGAGGAAGAGGAGUCUGGCGCGGAGACUCAAGAAAUAUCGACUCACGAAUUCGUGUUCCAGAGGAAGACCAACGUUUAUAAGGAUAGCGAGGCGCACAGGAAAGCUUGGGCAGAGACGCUGAGCACCAUGUUGGAUUGGACUCUGGCUUUAUCGGACGAUCAAUUGACCCCACUACUUCCGGUCUUCGUAAGCGGCGUACGUGUCCUCACUAGACACGCUGUGGACCAGAUUCUGAAGCAACGAUUGUCAGCUCUUUUUCACCGAAUCGCCGUGUUAUACGGGUUAACGAGCAAUUAGGAACAGCUUCAAUACAUCUGGCAACGGAUGUAUUACCACAAUUGAUUUCGAACUUUCUUAGUGCUCUUAGAAGCUGGGGUGUCUAUAACGAACAUCCGACUACACGAAGACUCUGUUAUACGUCUAUAAAAUUUCUAUGUCUUCGUGAACGAGUUUUUAUAUGUGGAAAAAUCUUUGGAGAAUCGAUUUCAGUCAAUACGGAAGAAUUCGUGUUCUAACGAAAACGUUCAGACUGAUGAUCAGAGUCAAUCAAACAUCUCACGAGAGAAGGGAAUUUGAUUUUAACUGUACGAAAUCAAGGAUUAUGUCGUUUAAGGACCAUUUCACCAUCGAUAUCAAAUACGAAUUUUAAAUCACCGAACAGGGAGAAGGUGGAUUUUAACUGGAAAAGAAGACCUGUCCGAAUUCAGACGAACACGACUGACAAUAGUACUAUUAUUGGUUCUGUUUCCGGCGGAAAAAAUUCAUGUCCCGUUUUCAGGGAACGAGCCUCGCCUACCUUUAGCGCUCAGACGCGUCGACACGAAGAGACAAGGAUUUUAUUUACGAUCCACGCUGCACGCACAUCUUUCGAUUCUCAUUUUAUGCUCUUUGCGCUUAACUGUAGUUUGCGGUCCAGUCGCAGCGUCGGAUGUGACGGGGUUUUGCUUCCAACGUCGAAGAAGCACGCGUUGCGAUAGAUUUUGCGAAAUGACUCGACUGGCAACUUUUUCAUCGAAGAUAUCGAGAACUACUCUUUGAAAUUCUGAGUAUACGAGGAUUCGAAAAGGAUCGGAAACAUUUGUCGAAUCUUUCGUUUUUAAGCUACGAGCGAGGAAGUGUUUAUUUUCCAAUUUUUUAUUUUUUAUUUUCUGAACGUUUUAAAUGAAAAUAUUUAUUUUGCGUCUUUAGUUUUUAGAAUAGUUUUGAGUUUGAAUCGAAAUUCUUUCUCGAAUAUUUAAUUAUAAUUUUUAGUGUUUCUGAGGGGUAAUUCAGUUCUGAAGGAAUUAGUAUUACGGAUAAGGAAAGAUGUAAUUAAAAUGUUACCCAGGUUGAAUCUAGGUAGAGAAACGCUUAGAGCGAAACGUUAUUCUUCGCGUGAACGGGAUUUCCCGAGGAUCUUUCUGAUUUUGCCAAAGAAAAGGAGAGAAGGUUUUUGGUCCCAUCGCACAUUCGUUCGCGACCGAAGAACUAUAGCAAACAAAGAAUCGAUGCUAUAUUUUAUUGUAAAUAGAAACUCUAGUCGCUGGUCCAUCGGACACGAGAGAAGCUAGAUAUUUUUAUUGUUAAUUUCUAUGUUUGAAAUGUUUAGCAAACGACUAGUCAAUGAUUCUCAGUUUCAUUUAUCGCUUCGAUAUAUAUACUAUAUAUAUAUUUUGUAUAUUGUUUGUAAGUUAGAGAAUGAAAAAGAGGAAAAAUGAAAUAAUUACCGAGUGGUUGUAUAAAUCGAAAUAUUGAUCCAUGAAUUUGUCAUUCUCUCCUGCGAUUCCAUCGGUGUUGUUCGAUGCACUGUUAUCGUUUAACAAGAGCGAGGAGAGAUUAAUAAUUGAUAAUAAAACGUGCCUAAGGUGAACCCUAUUUUCUUUCCGUUCAUUCGAAAACUUUUCCCUGAAUUACGAGAAACGAAAUAUCGACGAAGUAUUCAUCGAACACCUUCCGACAGUAUUUUUAAUUGAUCCGCGUACACCAAAAUAGUUAGCCAACAAAUGUACGAUCGUUAAAUGAUCAAAUAUUCCAAGUUAAUAAAAAUUGUACGAAAAGUUUACAACGGUGAGAUCGAAUCGAAUGCAGGCUUCUUUCGGGAAAAGCAAAGAACGCUGCAUCCGAUUUCGUUUCGAUUCUUUUCCCUGUCUUCCUUCAUGGCUCGGAGCAUCGCAUAAGCGCACCAUUGAUUAAUACCGCGUUUGGAACCCUUGCGAAUUUCGUCAGGUAUCGAAGGUGUCGACCAUUUUCUACGGGUGAAGUUUAGUUCGUUUUAACGGGCACAGGAAAGGGCGGGAGACUUGUCUGCGGUCGAGUCAUCCUCGUAAAGAGGGAAGCUUACGAGCGACGGUCGUCUCGGCUUAUUCUAUGCUUUUAUUCGCGUCCCAUUCGUCGAGGCUGUAAAUAUCAACGAAGAGGAAGCGGGAGAACUCUCUGGCAAGCUUCAGAAGAUGACGGACAUGAGUGCAAUCUUUUCACGAAAAUCCAAAUCUUUCUUCGAACAGAAAUUCGCUUAAGGGCAGGGCCUUGAUUUAAGGGCGACUUUUUACCGAUGCUUCCAGUGUUAGCUAAAAAUUUCAAAUUUGCACACGAUUCAGUCCUGAUGGUAAUAGUCUUUCGAAGGAAUAAAAUUUUAGACCAAGGUAAAAAUUUGGAAACAUGUAAAAUUUUAUAAAUAAAGAUGGUACUAAUGCGACAGAGAUUGCAAAGGGGGAACAAAGACGACAAAGCAGGGUGGGUCGCUAAUAAAGGGAGACAGGAACACCGUUGAACCGACGGUGUAGACCGCAACUAUCCAUCCGUUCGUCAUUUCCAGCGUGCUUUAAAUAUUAAAUAGAGCUCGCUACGCUCGUAAAAAGGAUUAUCCCUCUGUGUGUCGAGAGACAGAAACGAACCGCUCCUCUGCGGUCUGCUUUCAUGCAAGGAUAAAGAUUUUUCUACUGCAAACAUCCCCAAAUAUUUUUCGUUCAAAUGUUAACCUAAUUGUCAACAUAAUAAUAACCUCGCUUUAACCAG
Megachile rotundata (alfalfa leafcutting bee) is the source of this 11152-nucleotide messenger RNA. RefSeq names its product brefeldin A-inhibited guanine nucleotide-exchange protein 3. The record is from RefSeq and is a predicted model, not a curated record. Gene Ontology annotation, molecular function: guanyl-nucleotide exchange factor activity. Gene Ontology annotation, biological process: regulation of ARF protein signal transduction. NCBI's taxonomy places the organism in Eukaryota, Metazoa, Arthropoda, Insecta, Hymenoptera, Megachilidae.